AUGUCUUUGAAGCUCACUGCUGCCGCUGUACUGCUGCUUGCUGGAGCAAGCACCACCUCGGCUGCGCCCGUCUCUAGCGCUUCCUCCGCCGAUCAGUGCGUCAGUCUUGGCAAGGGCGCUUUCGGAUACAACUCGACCGGCAUCCCCAUCUACUCGAACAAUCCUCCCGCAAUCUACCUCUCGCUCAAAGAUGAGCACGUUGUCGCAUCGACCCGCCCUCAGUGGCAGAAUCAGACCUUGUUCGAGUUCUUCAACUGCUCCUACACCCCGCCUCCCUAUGAAGGCAAAGGAUCGGUCGCCACCUACCAAGGUCACAUCAAGGGACCUGACGGCAACUGUGUGACCGUCGACCGACUCGAGUCGACAGGUGCUGUAGUCAAGUCCGAGCCCUGCGCAUUCACCGGAGACAGCUCUCUGGGCAACGUCGAAGCUCGCCAACACUGGCAGUUCCAGCUGUUCUCGUUCUAUGACUACUACACCGCUGUCUUCCUGGGCGACACCCCCGGUCCCGUCGAUCAGAACGAUCCGGGAUAUGGCGGAAACUACCACUUUGCCUUCGACGGUGCCGACCUUACAGCCAGCUACGAAGAAGACAAUCCACAGACGGGCAAGCGAGACGAACAGCUCAUUGGUCAGCUGGGAAGGCAGUAUGUCCCUCCCAUCCGUCAAUUGCCGGCCUGCAAGCUUGUCAAGGUCGGCGGGAUGGAAUUGGUCAACACAUCGACCGGAGACGUUCAGCCUGUAAAUGCCGGAAGGACAGCUGCGUUCCCUUACGGCUACUCCCCUCUCCUCAACGCGACCGAAAACGCCGAGUUCAACUUCUUCCAAUGUGACUCGGCUUUCAUGGGCUACGAGUCGGAUGAGAACAACAUGUACGGCCACUUUGGACUCAACAACACCAUCUUUGGAGGUAGCUGCUUCAGCAGGCAGACCGGCAGUCUGAACAACUACAUCAUCGAAGCGGCAGCCGCCUGUUCCACCGCUGAUACUAAGGGUCAGGUCUCGCAGUUCUACCAUCUGAGCAAGACAUCCGACGGAAAGUUCGACGUCAACUGGCUCGGUGCCCCGAAGAGCGACUCUCAGAAGGACUGGGGUUGGUCCGUGUUCAAGGACCCUCAGCAGACCGAUGGAACCAGCGUCGUGCUGGUAGAUCAGAACUCGACAGCGUACAAGCUUCGCUUCAGCAACUAG
This is a messenger RNA of Moesziomyces antarcticus, 1191 nucleotides long. RefSeq lists its product as uncharacterized. The transcript has a single exon. Lineage: Eukaryota; Fungi; Basidiomycota; Ustilaginomycetes; Ustilaginales; Ustilaginaceae. The record is from RefSeq and is a predicted model, not a curated record. Bases 1 to 1191 code for a protein of 396 amino acids.